CCUAAAACAAUAUCAUCAAUAUCAGCUAUACAUACAUAAUAAAGAAAAUGAAACAAUUACUGGCAAAGCAAAUUGAAUAGAAAUGGAGCACUCUACUAGAUUACCAUAUAGAACUUGAAACUCAGUCAAGAAAUUCACUUCAUUCAGUCACGUAGUUCACCUAAGAGAAUUGAAAAUCCACAGAAAUGGAUACCGUAAUGAUGAAUUUCUAUUUCUUCCUUAAAAUGUUCGGUUUAAUUAUCGUAAAAUUUAAUUCAAGCGGAAGUCUAGUAUUAUCAAGAGUGUCAGUACUGUGGUCUUUCUUAUUAAUAAUUUUGAAUUUUGCACAUCUAUGUACGCUCCCCGACUACGUAACACAUUUAACUAAUUUAACAAUGAGCGAAAAAAGAUAUCUAAGCAUUAGCGCAAUAAACAGAUCCGUUGCCAUGAAAUGUGUCCAACCAUUCUCUUGCGUAAUUGCUGCUCUUGUUGCUCGUAUUAAUACAAUAACAAUUUCGCCGUUACGAGUUGAGAAGAUCGCAAAUAAUUUGAAUAUGGUGGAUCGCAUCUUAAAUAACAAAAGCGUAGGAAAAACUACUUUUCUUGUAUGUUGCGGAAUUACUUUUUUCUGGUGUUUAAUUGUUUGCAUUAGUAAUAUAAUAAUCAUGGAAACUAUCGAAAUAAAUAAUUCCUUGAAACUGCUUUGGGAAUUUUGGGAAUUGCUAACUGUAACUGCAGCAGAGAACAAAUUUAUAGCUUUCAUCAUAAGGCUGACUAAUCAAUUUGGUAUUAUUAAUGAAAAAUUAGAAGAAAUGUGCGACACUAAAAAAUUCUCACAUGCAACGCACUCGUGUAUGGAGAGGAAACGCAAAAUGUAUGAAAAACUUGAUGAAGACGAGGACGAGAGCAAAAUGUCUUUAAAAGAGAAGAUAGAACACUGUCGUAUUGCUCACAGUAUUGACAGAGAUAUUUUUCGAAAUAUUAAUGAUAAUUAUCAGUACUUCCUGCUAAUCAGUAUCAGUAGUAACUUUACGAGUUGUCUUUCCAAUCUUUACUUGACAAUUCAUGACGGGCAACAAUCUUUUUCAAAUAAACAGAAUUAUUCUACUGUCGAAAUUUGGCAAAGUCAAACAGUAAAAAUCAUUACGAGUAUUUUUUAUAUUAUCAAAAUCGUCAUCAUCGUGUGGUUAUCUUCACUGGCUACCAAUGAGGGAAAAAGGUCCGCAUCACUGACAACACGUCUCAUGUCGCGAUCUAAUGAAAUUGCCGUUAAAGAACAGAUAUCAUUGGAACAUGAAAUUUUACUACAUCCAAGAUAUUUUGGACCACAGUUACUUGACACAGUCAAACAAAAAUUAUAUACAGAAGUAGAAGGAACAUGUACCGGCAAAUAUGGUUUUGUAAUUGCUGUAACAACAAUAGACAACAUAGGUGCUGGUAUCAUUCAACCUGGACAAGGCUUUGUAGUCUAUCCUGUGAAAUAUAAAGCUAUUGUAUUCCGGCCUUUCAAAGGAGAAGUAUUGGAUGCUAUUGUCACACAAGUCAAUAAAGUUGGAAUGUUUGCAGAAAUAGGUCCAUUGUCCUGCUUUAUAUCGCAUCAUUCCAUACCAUCAGAUAUGCAGUUCUGUCCAAAUGUAAAUCCACCCUGUUACAAAUCAAAGGAGGAGGAUGUAGUAAUACAAGCCGAUGAUGAAAUCAGAUUAAAAAUUGUUGGUACAAGAGUAGAUGCCACUGGAAUUUUUGCCAUUGGUACACUAAUGGAUGACUACCUUGGAUUGGUGUGCAAUUGAUCAACCGACAAAUUUGAUACAGAUUUGCUUCCCUUCUGCAUUUUAAAGACCAUAUGCUCUUUACCGGAUAAUUAAUUACAGAAAUGCCUUUUUUUAAUAUCAGAUACUGAAUAUAUAUAUACUAUUCCAUAAAUAUAUACAAUAAUUUUGUAUUAUCAACAAUAGUGAGCUAUUAUGGACAACUAAAUGAGUAACAAUAAGUGAAACCUAUCAGCGACCAGUGUCAUAUGAAUUAUAGAGCAUAUCAUUAACAUGGAUAUGAAAAUUUCGAUUAACAUGUACUUUAUAAAUAUUAAAACAUUGAUCACUUUGUCAUCAGUAACGUCAAUUCUUCUCGAUAUAACAUACGAAAAUCAUCAAACGGCAGUACUGGCAUACAUACACUAUUGGUUGGCAAUGCCAACUAUAUCAAGCAGAAUUAUAUAAUAAAUAUAACUUUUCAAGAUCAUAGAUAAUAAUAUAAGUUUCCAAGGUCACACAUUACCUAAAUAUUUUGUAUUAAUGUAAUCAAGCAUUAAUACUAUUACUUUUCUGGAUUAGCGGCUCUCUUGAUACAUCUGGUUCUUGAUUUUGAGUUGGGCUCCCGGUAUUCAUUACGUUAACUGAAUUCGAAGGAAAGGUACGAGAAAAAAAUCAAAAUUACGAAAUCUUCAAUACUUUGAAUUCAUGCCUGAUUUUAUUUGCGACGAAUGAUGUAAUCUGAUCUCUUAAGUAGGAAUAUUCAGGUUCCUUAUCACGAAAUAAAUAAACUGGAAAUA
Molecule: messenger RNA, 2527 nt
Organism: Cephus cinctus (wheat stem sawfly)
Lineage: Eukaryota; Metazoa; Arthropoda; Insecta; Hymenoptera; Cephidae
Product: DNA-directed RNA polymerase II subunit RPB7
Exons: 10
Coding region: 186-1769 (527 amino acids)
Biological process (GO): sensory perception of taste; DNA-templated transcription; transcription initiation at RNA polymerase II promoter
Cellular component (GO): membrane; axon; P-body
Molecular function (GO): single-stranded DNA binding; translation initiation factor binding; single-stranded RNA binding
Source: RefSeq, a predicted model, not a curated record